AUAUCAUAAAAAAUUAAUUAAGAAUUAGUUUUAAUCUUUUUCAAGAGGUCUUCAGUUAUCUCAGAUGUUUAAGCGGGUCAUAUGAAAUUUUUAUUAUACUUUUAAAGUACACGGUAAUAAUAAUGAUAAUAAAAAAAAACGAAAAGAAUCAAUGUAUAAUAUAGUGUUGUAAUAGCUCUCUCACCUACACGACUAAAAUAGUAAGUUGUCUUUUUAAAUUUAGUGAGAGGGACUAGAGAUUGAAUCAACUUUUACCGUCACUAAAGGUUACUAACCCAAUUAAAAUACUCAGUUCUCCGUUGAGCGGUGUGCGCGACUGAUCAUUAUCAGCAACUCAGCUAGUCUGACAGUUAUAAAUAAAAAAAAAAAAAAAACCUUAAACUUGAUCAAUUAAUACUCUAUAAAUAAAUAAAUAAAUAAAAAUGGCAAGUCUUGAUUCAGAUCUCGAGGAAUUAAUGUCUCACAUAGGACAAUUUGGAAAGUAUCAGAAAUUUCAAUUUUGCUUACACGCUGUAUCUGGACUAUUAGCGGGACUUCAUAUGCUGACAUUGAUAACGGUUGCUGCAGUACCUGAUCACAAGUGUAUCGUACCUGGCCUUACUGACAGCCUCGGUUUAUCAGAUAAAUCACAGCUGAGUUGGGACAAUGUACCAGGUGUCAAUUUAACUUAUUCCAACGGGACAAAAUUAAGUAACCUUCCGCUAAAUUUAGAUUCAUGCAAUUAUCUAAUCAACGAUACAAUAAAAGCAUGCGAUGAGUGGAUUUACGAUACAUCGAAUUACAAAUCAUCCCGAGGAAUGGAGUGGAAUUUAGUUUGCUCAAACAAAUGGAAAGGCGCAGUGGCACAAUCAACUUAUAUGUUAGGAGUAUUUACCGGAGCCGUAACUUUAGGAAGUUUGGCUGAUAAAUACGGCCGAAAAAUAAUAUUCUGCAUUUCAGGAAUUGGACAGCUUAUAUUUGGAGUAUUAGUUGCAUUUAUUCCGGAGUAUUAUACAUUUUUACUGAUCAGAUUUCUGUACGGUAUUUUCGGAUCUUCGGGGGCUUAUAUCACCGGAUUCGUGCUGACGAUGGAAAUGGUAGGACCAUCAAAGCGUACAUUUUGCGGGACCAUGUUUCAACUGCUAUUUUCCCUUGGAUUUGUUGUUGUUGCUUUUUGGGGCUACGUUAUCAAAGACAGAAUGUGGCUGCAAAUAGUCUACGGUCUUCACAGUUUAAUAUUAAUUGGACACUGGUGGCUGAUGGACGAAUCGCCGAGGUGGCUGUGGACUCAAGGUCGUCCUAACGAGGCUGUUAAAAUAGUCCAGAAGGCUAUCAAAUUCAAUGGAGAUAACACUAAAUUGGAUGUUGCUAAAUUUGUUUCGAAAAAUCUUGCUAAACGCAAUUCUCGGAUUAAUCAGGAGGACAAUAAUAAUGUUGAUGGUAAUAAUAAAAAAUCCAGCAGUGGUAUGAUUGAUUUACUAAGAACGCCAAAUUUGAGGAAAAAGUUCUUAAAUGUGUGUCUUAAUUGGUUUGCAAAUGCAAUUGUUUAUUACGGACUUUCGUUGAGCAGCGGAAAUCUUGAAGGCAAUCCUUACUUAAUGUUAGCUUUGAGCGGUGUUGUUGAAUUACCGAGUUACAUAUUUACAGUGUUAGUUAUGGACAGACUGGGAAGAAGAUUUUUAGUGAGUGUUUUUAUGAUUGUUGGUGGAAUUUGCUGUGUUGUCGCGGCUUCUAUACCUAAAAACUUGUCCGGUGGCAGUGAAGCUGUUAUUGGUAUUGUGUUGUUUGGUAAAGCAUGUAUUGCGAUAUCAUUUGCUGUAAUUUAUAAUUACACUGCCGAAUUAUUCCCAACUGUGCUAAGAAAUACAGCCAUUGGAGUUGGAUCUAUGUGCUGUCGUCUGAGUGGCGCUUUGACACCGAUGCUCUUGUUGCUGGACACACUUGAUCCGCGAGUUCCAGCUACAUUGUUCGGUGGAGUUGCUUUGAUUGCUGGAUUUUUCGGGUUGUUUCUUCCAGAAACCGCUGGACAUCCAAUGCCAGAAACUCUUGAGGAUGGAGAAAAAUUCGGUGUUGGUGAUACUUGCUUUACUACUUGCCUUGGAAAACGAUAUUCUGAUGGAGAUAUUUCACUUGAUGGUAUUGGGGAUGAUAAUAAUCGGCAGGGGGACACUUUUAUUGAAUGUGAUGUGAAAAAUAAAGAUUACUGAUAACAUUAGUGAAAUAUUUUUUCAUGUAUUAGUUAUUGUAAAAAUUUUUUUGGAUACUUUAAUUUUUGACAAUAGGUCAUACAUUUUUUUUUU
Molecule: messenger RNA, 2279 nt
Organism: Cotesia glomerata
Lineage: Eukaryota; Metazoa; Arthropoda; Insecta; Hymenoptera; Braconidae
Product: organic cation transporter protein-like
Exons: 1
Coding region: 423-2186 (587 amino acids)
Biological process (GO): transmembrane transport
Cellular component (GO): membrane
Molecular function (GO): transmembrane transporter activity
Source: RefSeq, a predicted model, not a curated record